Molecule: messenger RNA, 859 nt
Organism: Paramecium pentaurelia
Lineage: Eukaryota; Ciliophora; Oligohymenophorea; Peniculida; Parameciidae
Source: the annotation of a GenBank genome assembly
AUGGGAGGAUACAGAUAGUAAUUCAUUUAAGGAAUAUUAGGAAAUGGGAAAGGUAUUCUAAGCUGAAGAAAAAGUAUAGAGUACAAAGCAAAUCGUAAGAAAAAAAAAUUAUGAUAGGAAUUAUUCGUCAUUUAAAGUAGAAUAAGAAAAGAUAUAGAAAUUGACUUUUUGUCCUAUUACAUACAUAUUAUAAAUUGAUAAUAAAAAUUGUUUAAUAAAGUCUUAAAUUCAACAUUUGAAUAUUAAAAGGCUAGCUAUUUAGAAACCAUAUAUGAAAAAAAUUGUAUUAUUAACAUGUUAAAUUGGAACUGCUCUAAAAACUCUAUUUAAUUAAAAUCACUACAUUCAUUAAAAGCCAACUAUAGAAGAUUUGCUACUCUAUGUUAAAGAAUAAUAAAAUGGUAGAAUUUUUCCAUUGAUUAAUGAAUUUAGUUAGUUCAUCUAUAGUUCUAUAGUGGUUAAAUAAUUUUUUAAGAGUCAAUACACCUGGAUUGGGAUAUUAGGAUACUAUUAAUACAAUUAAAGCACAUUUAUAUUAAUUAGAAAAUAUUGGUAUCUCUAUUAUUUAUAUUAAUAUAUUAAAAAUCCUUUAUUAAAACAAGCAGUUAUUCUAGAUUCCUAGGAUGUAAUAGAGGCCUGACUCAAAGAAGUAAGAGUAUAAACUGAGAUUCAAGGGCCCUAAUUGGCCACCGAAGUGUCUAAAGGAAAGGACAAUCUGUUCUCUCUCCUUUAAAUAAUUGUGGACUACUAACUGUCGAGUUUUGAGAAUUUAGACAAGUUUUAGGAAUAAGGAAGAAUAACUAAGACAUAGGGAUUGUAAUAAUCUUUAAAUUCCUCUCUCCAUUUUCGAAAGCUCUGA